Molecule: messenger RNA, 4410 nt
Organism: Nomascus leucogenys (northern white-cheeked gibbon)
Lineage: Eukaryota; Metazoa; Chordata; Mammalia; Primates; Hylobatidae
Gene: TEX13B
Product: testis expressed 13B
Exons: 1
Coding region: 958-1614 (218 amino acids)
Source: RefSeq, a predicted model, not a curated record
GACCUCGUGAUCCGCCCAUCUCGAUCUCCCAAAGUGCUGGGAUUAUAGGCAUGAGCCACCGCACCCGGCCUAAGGUUUUAAGAGACAUAUUCAUAUCCCUCUGAUGGAAGAUCUCUCAUAUUUCAGGUUUUGGUAAAAAGGUGUAUUUGUGCUACUCCUAACUCUCUUUCUCCCACAGUUGCUUCAGGAUUCAAGGCGUUUCAGUCGGGGAGGAGUGAUGGGAGGAGUGUGAGGAAAGAGGAGCUAAGGGAGGAAGGACAGGCCAGGAUUUGUUAGGGUGUUUGGGAUGUUUAGUCCUGAGCAAAUAGGGGAUAAGUUCCGCCCCUGGCUCCACCCUCUUCCUCCAAGGGCAACUGAAGGGCUGGGGCUGUUUCCUGCUCUAGAAUAUUCCAGUUGGGGGGCGAAACUCCCCUGGCAUGGGACAAGCCAUUAUGGUGGGGAGGGAUGAGUCUUCAACUUGUUCACAAAUACUUUUUUUGGUUCUAAGUCCUUCCGGACCACUCCUGUUUCUUUCAGCCUUCAAGGUCUCCCAACCAUGUGGCAGGUUCCCUUAUGUCCCAGUGGAGUGGCAGAGGCCUUCCUCACUCACUCCCUUUCACCCCUACGGUCUCUGGAAAUUGGAACAGUCCCAGAGUAAAAGCCUCGAGGGUUGGCCCUGCGGAUUCCUUUUCCGCGGAGCCCUAGGAGGGAGAGGCCCCCCUCUCUUCAGGCGUGUUAAGCAGCGGGGUUGGCCUGUACUUCCCCUGGCCCCUGGCUGAAGAGGUGAGGCCUGGUGGGAGGUGUCCUAGGGUAGGACAAGCCGGUCAGAGGGUCAUUAGGAGGGUCUUGUCGGGGGGGAGGGCGGGGGCAAGAAGGUGGAAGAAGACUGAUGAGGGGAGGGGCUAAGGGGGAGGAAAGGAACCUAUUGGCUGCUCCAUCCACACAGGGCUAGUGAAAUCGUUAAGCCCCUAGGCGAUCAUGGCCUUGAGACCUGAGGACCCCAUUAGUGGGUUCCGGCACGGAAACGUGGUGGCCUUCAUCAACGAGAAAAUGGCCAGGCACACGAAAGGCCCCGAGUUCUACCUCGAGAAUAUAUCCUUAUCCUGGGAGGAGGUGGAAGACAAGCUCAGGGCCAUCCUGGAGGACAGCGAGGUGUCCAGCGAGGUCAAAGAGGCCUGCACCUGGGGCAGCCUGGCCUUGGGCAUGCGCUUUGCCCACAGGCAGGGGCAGUUACAAAACCGCAGGGUGCAGUGGCUGCAAGGCUUUGCCAAACUGCACAGAUCAGCUGCGCUGGUCUUGGCCUCAAACCUGACGGAACUCAAGGAACAGCAGGAGAUGGAAUGCAAUGAGGCGACCUUCCAGUUGCGGCUAACCGAGACCAGCCUUGCGGAGGUGCAGAGAGAGCGGGACAUGCUGAGAUGGAAGCUCCUCCAUGCCGUAAGAUCCCCUGAAUGGUCCCUGUCCAAUGCCCCUGCCAUGCCCCAACCUGCCCGGACCCCCUGCCCUGUCCCCAGAAUGUGUUUCAGCUCUGCCUACUUCUCUCCAGGAGCUGGCAUCUCCCCAGGGACAGGGCCAGGCUACAGUGUUUCCAGGCCUGGCCACUGCCAGAGGGGAUUGGACAGAAGGAGCAGGUGAGCAGGAAAAGGAGGCGGUGGCUGCUGCUGGUGCUGCUGGAGAAGAAGGAGAGGAGAGGUAUGCAGAGGCAGGGCCUGCCCCCGCAGAGGCCUUGUAGGGGCUGGGAGGAGGCUUCAGGCAGCCUCUCGGAGCUGUGUAGCAGGCAAAUUACACCUUUGCGGGCAGAGGGAGGAAGAUCUCAGGUCAGUACAAACAGCCAUGUCUGUCUUCUCUGGGCUUGGGUCCACAGUCUCACUGGAGCCUCUUCCUGUCCAGCUCCCUACCUCAUUCACAUACUCAUACCCAUGCCUUGUGUCCGCCUUCUCAGCCAUACCCAAUAUACCCCCUUCACCAGCAAAGGUCACAGCACCGGUUCCAACUCAGAUGCCUUCCAACUGGGGGGCCUCUGAUGCUAGCCUGUGGUCUGAUGUGGAGGCCCAGGGAAUAGACCCUCAAGAGCCCCCAAGAGACAGGAGAGACUCAGAACCCCAUCAGCAGAGAAGACCUCCAGUAUAUCGCAGGCCAGGGGACUGGGACUGCCCGUGGUGUAAAGCUGUGAAUUUUUCACGGAGGGAAAAUUGCUUCCUCUGUGGGAGGCGAAUCUGGCUGCAAAAGCCUCAGUAAAUUCAGAAAUGUAAAAUAGAACAGAAAUAUAUCUCAAUGGGAAAUCAAUCUUCAGGGGGAGAGGGGAGAGGUGGGAGGGGGAUUGGGUGGAGUGGGGACAAGGGGAUGAGUGGGAAGAUUGGACAGUAGCGGGGGUGGGGAGGCGGGGUUGUGGGUGGGAGGAUGUAGAUGACAGGCAGGGAGAGACAUGUUUUAAUGACUCCCUUUGUAUUUCAGAGUAUUAGUAGUCAACACUCCAGAACUGCUGCAGUUUUUAUUUGUGUGUGUGUGUCUCUAGCUCCCUAUCUUAAGUAUCUGUUGGACCUGGGCAGUAUGUAACACCUACACUCUCUCCCUUCAUGUAGGCCUUAGAUAAUUGGAGCAGGAGUGGAUAUUUGACCAAUCCUGAGCCAAAUGAAUUUUUACGUUAGAAAAUCUGAACAGACAGGCAGAUUCCACAGUCAGAAUAGUGUUGGGCAAUGAAGCAGUGGGUCACUUGGAGUUGGGGCCAGGGUCAGAGCCAUGGACACCAAGGCCAUAGCUGAGGCCUGGCCCUGGCUGUGGAGGAACAGAACUGGAUGCUUUACAGAGUCAAGUGUCUUUUAGAGGAUGCUGGUAUGAGGUUUCAGGGAGCAGACAGGCAUAGAGGAGUUCAUCCCGUGACUCCAGAGAGAUGGAGAGGGUAGUGAUGGCCCAAUCACUUUUCACUUCCUGUAGUUGUGCUACAGGAAAAUCUACUUUACACAGAUCCCCUUUACUUUAAACUAAUUUGAGUGAGUUUCCGUUCUGAGCAAGCAGAUUAUUUCCCAGUCAGAAGUUUGUACCAGAAGAGCAAUUUUGAACAAAAGACCAUUAAAGAAAAUGGUGGGACUGGCUGGGGAGUUGCAUCAGGGUGUGGUGAGCAGUGGAGAUUCCUGAAUCCCAAGAGUUUCCGUGAAUGAACUGGAUAGGAAGUUCAUUCAUGCUCUGAGUGAGUUAUAUCACAAGAAACAAUAAAAACAAGCCCGGGAUGAACCCCAGGUUCAUCCUGACUCAAAUCAACACAGCAGAGAUUUGCCACCCCUAAGAGAAUCCCUUAGGCCUACCUACAGAAGACACCAGCACCAUGCAGGUGCAGACUGCUAUGACUAUAUGGCCCCAUGACAGGAGAAUCCUUUCCAGUCCCCAGUGAGUAGAACCAGGGACAGUCAUAUCUGAAAAGAGAACUACCACUGCCAAGGAGGUGAGUCAGCAACUGAUAGUGCUCAGAGGGUUUGCUGGUCUAGACUGAGCCAAAGCAUGGUGCCAUCUUGAGAGAUUCUCUCCCCCAACCCACCACCAUGAUAAAUGUGGGACGGAAAUCUGGCUACAAAGCUCUCAGUGAAUUCAGAAAUGUAGAAUAGAACAGAAACAUAUCCCAAUGGGAAAUCAACUUCCAGAGGGAAGGGGUGAGGUGGAGGAGGAUAGGAGUGGGUAGGGUAAGGGGGUAGGUGACAGGUUAGUCUGCUUCUCUCCCUCUGAUGAUUGUAAGUUUUGUUGAUGGGGGCUACAUGUAUGUUUUAGCCCACAGGUGGAAGGAUGAGAAGGGGCUACACCUGGACCAGACUGAGACACAACUGAAGGAGCCCUGGACAUUGCCCAGGAUCUGUGGACCUAGAGACUAAGAAGCUGUCAUGGCUCUGGGACAUCUCUGCUGCAGCUAAACUUGAUUUUUAGGUUUUCUCCUGUUGGGGAUGAACAAUAAUCAGGAUUGAGGGCCAGGUUCCUGGCCUGCAGUUUCAGAAAUGUCUUUGGGUUUCUUUAUAUAUCUCUAGGGCAGGGUUUCUUAAUCUCAGUACUCUUGACAUUUGGAGCUGGCUAAUUCUUUGUUGCAGGGUGCUGUCCAGUACAUUGUAGGAUGUUUAGCAGAAUUCCUAGCCUCUACCCACUAGUUGCCAGAGCAUCCACCCCCUCAGAGUCCCAGUUGUGACAACCAAAAAUGCCUCCAGAUACUCCCACAUGUCCACUAGAGGGCAAAAUUGUCCAGUCAGAACGGGAAGAAUUAGGAGAAAAUGUCAAUGAAGCUGAGGGGCCCUCUCAGAUAGGAGCUGAAAAGUAUCCACUGGGUCUGGCAUUUACUUCGGAUCUUCUAGCAGAUCUAGGGGAGUGGCAGGGGCAGAAGCCAAACUGCAGAAGUGAGGAGUGAGUGAGGAUGAUGUGGAGUCAGUGAGGGAGGCUCUUCCUCAAGGAUUCUUG